GUCCGUUUAAAAGUCCGAGCCGAGGAUGCGCCGCUCGGCCAGAGAAUGAGAGAAAAACAGGGAAGAGGACCUACUAAAACCAGCUGGAGACACAGCCAGUCACGAACUGAUUACUUGUUCCUGUUGAAAGGUUUCUUAUAGCCAACACAAUGGCCACCUCAUCCAGUGCCAGGCUUAGUAAAGCUGUGAAGCAGCAGUACAUGGAGCUCCCACAGGGAGACAAGGUGCAGGCCAUGUACAUCUGGAUCGAUGGGACAGGAGAGGGACUCCGCUGCAAAACCAGGACUUUGGACGAGGAGCCCAAGACCGUCGAAGAUCUCCCCGAGUGGAACUUUGAUGGUUCUAGCACAUACCAGUCGGAAGGCUCCAACAGUGACAUGUAUCUCAUCCCAAAGGCCAUGUUCAGAGAUCCGUUCAGGAAGGACCCCAACAAGCUCAUUCUGUGCGAAGUGCUCAAGUACAACCGCAAACCUGCAGAAACCAACCUUCGUCAGAUGUGUAAAAAGAUCAUGGGUAUGGUGGAGAACCAGCAUCCUUGGUUCGGCAUGGAGCAGGAGUACACGAUUCUGGGCAUAGACGGUCAUCCUUUCGGCUGGCCCACAAACGGCUUCCCUGGACCACAAGGUCCGUACUACUGUGGAGUGGGCGCGGAUAAGGCCUUUGGAAGAGAUGUCGUUGAGGCCCAUUACAGAGCCUGUCUAUAUGCUGGAGUUCAAAUCUGUGGCACCAACGCUGAAGUUAUGCCUGCACAGUGGGAAUUCCAGGUGGGUCCUUGUGAAGGCAUCAGCAUGGGGGACCACCUUUGGAUGGCCCGCUUCAUCUUGCACAGGGUAUGUGAAGACUUUGGUGUUGUGGUCUCCUUCGACCCCAAACCCAUCCCAGGGAACUGGAACGGAGCCGGAUGCCACACCAACUUCAGCACAAAGGAGAUGCGAGAGGAGGGAGGCCUGAAGCACAUUGAGGAGGCCAUUGAGAAGCUGGGCAAGAGACAUCAGUACCACAUUCGUGCCUACGACCCGAAAGGGGGACUGGACAACGCCAGACGUCUGACCGGUCACCAUGAAACCUCCAACAUCAACGAGUUCUCUGCUGGAGUGGCUAACCGUGGUGCUAGCAUUCGUAUCCCGCGCGCCGUAGGCCAAGAUAAGCGGGGUUACUUUGAAGACCGCCGUCCAUCGGCCAACUGCGACCCAUACGCCGUUACCGAAGCCCUCGUUCGUACGUGCCUGCUCAAUGAGGAAGGAGAGGAGCCUGUGGAACACAAAUGAACUGUUUAGGCCAUGUGGGUUAUAUUUUUAUUUUAUUUUUUUGUACUGUAGUCUGUGGUUUUACUGGAGCCUUGUAUUUAGCUGACUGGUCAAUCUAAUACAAGAGAGGGACUAGAUGAAACUCUUCAUCUAGGGUUUUUUUUUUUUUAUUAUUAUUUUUUUUUAAAGUGUGCCCACUGCCAGUUUUCCCAGUUUUAAAGUUAUUGCAACAGACCCUGUAAUUCCAGAUGCUGGCUGACAUCUAGUGUGAUUAAAGGAGGAAGGCUGUGUGGAUGUCUUCUCCACUUGUAUAACUAGGACUAGCUGUUUUUGUACAUAGACAUUUGUGAACCUCUAUUUGAGCAUGUGAUGCAUUUUAACAUGGUUUUUAUUAACUAACCAAAAGUUUUACACUUAUUUUAAGACAGUGUCAUUGCCAUGUUCUAGUCCAUUUUUGGAUUCAGAUCACUGGUUUCUAUUGCUUCUGAUGGGGUCCAAGAUGCAUUUUGUGAUUUUUACAUAUUUGUAUAACUUCCCUUGUGGACUUUUCCUGUUGUUGCCUGAGGAAGUGUUUAGUAUUCUAUUCUUACAGCGCCAGAUUUAUUACAGGAAAGAGAAUGGUUUAACUUUGUCUAUCACCAAUACAUUAAAAACACUUCAUACUUUUA
Molecule: messenger RNA, 1915 nt
Organism: Colossoma macropomum (tambaqui)
Lineage: Eukaryota; Metazoa; Chordata; Actinopteri; Characiformes; Serrasalmidae
Product: glutamine synthetase-like
Exons: 7
Coding region: 150-1268 (372 amino acids)
Cellular component (GO): cytoplasm
Molecular function (GO): glutamine synthetase activity
Source: RefSeq, a predicted model, not a curated record